AUGGAGCGAGCUGUAUCAGACCCUGAGCCCGCUCACGGCAUAGUUUCGCCUGUCAACUCCUCGUGGCAAAAGGGUCCUCUUUCGCCAGACGACAAGGAAAAGGUCACCAAAGUCUUGGCUGCCUGUCGCAAUCGAGAUCUCCAGACUCUAGCGCAUCUUGCAACUUCCCAAGGCGGUUUAAUCGAAGACGAGGUCAGACGCACGGCAUGGCCAAUAUUGCUGGGAUGUCACGAGCAUCACUCGUCAGAGCAGGCUGAUUGGACCAAGUUGGAGCGGCACAGAGACGAGGAGCAAGUCGAGCUCGAUGUCAAUCGGUCGUUUGUGUACUACCCCGAGAAUGAAUCGAAGCAGCGUCUAGACCGCCGCAAAUCAGAGCUGUCAGACUUGAUCACGUCGGUCUUGCGACAGCACCCCAUACUGUGCUAUUUUCAGGGCUAUCACGAUAUCGUCCAGGUCCUGCUUCUUGUCCUGGGAGCUGAUGGCGCCGAGGCGGCUGUCGCGCGGCUAUCGCUGCUGCGUAUCAGGGACUUCAUGCUGCCGACAUUGUCCGGUGCCGAGUCACAUCUUCACCUGCUUCCAGCUAUCCUCUACGCCGCAGAUAAGGAGUUGUACCAACACCUAUCAGGUGCCACACAGCCGACGCCUUUCUUCGCACUUGCUGCAACUUUGACGCUGUAUGCACACGACAUUGAGGAAUAUGGAGACAUUGCGCGUCUGUUUGAUUAUUUGCUGGCCAGCGAAGCUGCUGUGCCAGUCUACCUAUUUGCAGUGAUCGUCAUGUCUCGCAAGAAGGAAUUGUUGGAAAUCGACCACGACGAACCCGAAAUGCUCCACUCAAUCCUCGCGAAACUUCCCAAACCCCUGGACAUCGAAGGCCUAAUCACAAGAACCCACACCCUCUUCACCCAACACCCGCCACAACACCUCCCCUACCGCGCUUGGAGCCGAGUGAGCAACUACAGCGUCCUCAAAACCACCCGCGACCCGGACGCCUUCGCCCAACAAACCCUCUCGUACGGCGAAGACCUCUUCCAGAAACAAGCGGCGCAGAUCCGCAGGCAGGACGCCGUCAAACGCAUGCGCGAAAGGAUCCAAGUGCUUGGAUAUCGCUACCGUCGGCCGGCCCGGUGGACCGGCGCCGCGGUGCUCGUUGCUGUGUUGGCGCUGUACUUUGGCCGGGCCAACGGCGCCGGCGGAUUGGGAGAGUGGAUCUCAACGGCGUUGAGUGCGCGACACAGAGUGGGUGAGUUGGCACAGCAGGUGUUGAGCCGUUUCUGGUAA
Zasmidium cellare ATCC 36951 is the source of this 1281-nucleotide messenger RNA. RefSeq lists its product as uncharacterized. Lineage: Eukaryota; Fungi; Ascomycota; Dothideomycetes; Mycosphaerellales; Mycosphaerellaceae. The coding region runs from base 1 to 1281 and encodes 426 amino acids. Gene Ontology annotation, biological process: endoplasmic reticulum to Golgi vesicle-mediated transport; positive regulation of GTPase activity. Gene Ontology annotation, molecular function: GTPase activator activity. Gene Ontology annotation, cellular component: endoplasmic reticulum membrane. The transcript is spliced from 4 exons. The record is from RefSeq and is a predicted model, not a curated record.